Prunus armeniaca (apricot) is the source of this 1611-nucleotide messenger RNA. Lineage: Eukaryota; Viridiplantae; Streptophyta; Magnoliopsida; Rosales; Rosaceae. The record is from the annotation of a GenBank genome assembly.
AUGGGGUUGAUUUCGGGGAUUCUGAUGGGGAUGGUCUUCGGGAUUGCAUUGAUGGCCGGGUGGCUUCACAUGAUGAGGUACCGAAGCACCAAGCGAGUCGCUAAGGCAGUUGACAUAAAACUCCUUGGAUCACUAAACAGAGACGAUUUGAAGAAAAUAUGCGGGGACAAUUUUCCUGAAUGGAUAUCUUUCCCCGUCUUUGAACAGGUGAAAUGGUUGAAUAAGCAACUGACCAAAUUGUGGCCAUAUGUUGCAGAUGCUGCAGAAAUGGUGAUAAAAGAUUCUGUUGAGCCACUAUUGGAAGCAUACCGGCCUCCCGGAAUUACUUCAUUGAAGUUCAGCAAACUAUCUCUUGGUACUGUGGCACCCAAAAUUGAAGGCAUUCGUGUUCAAAGCCUCAAGAAAGGUCAAAUUACAAUGGACAUUGAUUUUCGCUGGGGUGGUGAUCCAAACAUCGUAUUAGGUGUUGAAGCUGCACUCGUUGCCUCAAUUCCCAUUCAGCUUAAGGAUCUUCAAGUUUUUACUGUUGUUCGUGUUAUUUUCCAACUUGCUGAAGAGAUCCCUUGUGUAUCUGCAGUGGUUGUUGCUCUACUUGCAGAGCCGAAGCCUAGAAUUGAUUAUACUCUGAAGGCUGUUGGCGGAAGCUUGACAGCCCUCCCUGGAAUUUCAGAUAUGAUUGAUGAUACUGUGGAAUCAAUUGUCACAGACAUGCUCCAGUGGCCACAUAGAAUUGUUGUUCCAAUCGGUGGUGUGCCUGUUGACACAAGCGAAUUGGAGCUUAAACCUCAAGGAAAGCUCACCUUGACAGUAGUGAGAGCAAAUGACUUAAAGAACAUGGAAAUGAUUGGAAAAUCUGACCCUUACGUUGUUGUCUACAUUCGUCCAUUAUUCAAGGUUAAGACUAAGGUCAUUGAUAACAAUCUGAAUCCUGUUUGGGAUCAAACGUUCGAGUUGAUUGCAGAAGACAAGGAGACUCAAUCACUUAUUCUUGAGGUUUUUGAUAAGGACAUCGGGCAAGACAAGCGAUUGGGAGUGACAAAAUUACCUUUGAUUGACCUGGAAGCAGAAACUGUGAAAGAGCUUGAACUGAGAUUGCAGCCGUCACUUAACAUGCUAAAAAUAAAAGAAAAGAAGGAUAGAGGAACUAUUACAAUCAAGGUCUUUUACCAUGAAUUUAACAAGGAAGAGCAGUUGAUUUCUUUAGAGGAAGAGAAGAGGAUCUUAGAAGAAAGAAAGCAACUGAAAGAAGCAGGAGUUAUAGGCAGCACAAUGGAUGCACUUGAUGGAGCAGCUUCAGUGGUUGGAUCUGGUGUUGGAUUGGUGGGUACUGGCCUUGGUGCUGGUGCUGGGCUCGUGGGAAGUGGCGUUACCGCUGGAGCUGGGCUUGUGGGAAGUGGCGUUACUGCUGGAGCUGGGCUUGUGGGGACUGGCGUUAAUUCUGGGGUUGGAAUGGUCGGGAGUGGCCUCGGAGCUGUUGGUAGUGGCCUGAGCAAAGCCGGGAAGUUCAUGGGUAGGACCAUCACUGGGCAAUCGAGUCAUUCAAGGAGAAGAAGUGGGUCUACAACUCCAGUGGGUAGUGUCCAAGAAAAUGGUGGUGCAAAGCCACGGUAA